Molecule: messenger RNA, 830 nt
Organism: Brassicogethes aeneus
Lineage: Eukaryota; Metazoa; Arthropoda; Insecta; Coleoptera; Nitidulidae
Source: the annotation of a GenBank genome assembly
ACAGAUCGCUGUGUAAAACUAACCUUAAAGUGCAUUGCGUCAAAAUUGUUUACAAUACAUUGGUAAUAUUGCGAUAAAGGAUGUCUUUGAACGGUUUUUUAGAGUUCUUUCAGAAGGGCAAGACGUUCAGGCCAAAAAAGAAAUUUCCCCGCGGUACCAUACGUUAUAGUUUGCACAAGCAAGCACAGGCCAGUUUAAAUUCUGGUAUUAACCUUCGAAGUGCUGUUAAGUUACCCGAAGGUGAAGACUUAAAUGAUUGGAUUGCUGUACAUGUGGUGGAUUUUUUCAAUAGAAUCAACCUCAUUUACGGUACGAUUUCCGAAUAUUGCACCGAACAAACAUGCCCCACUAUGUCGGGGGGGCCCCGUUUCGAAUACCUAUGGGCCGACGGCGAAAAAUACAAAAAACCCACGCCACUGCCAGCCCGAGAGUAUAUAAGCCACUUGAUGGACUGGAUAGAGAUGCAGAUAAACAAUCAGAACCUAUUUCCGUGCACAUCCGAUCUACCGUUCCCGAAAAAUUUCUCCAGCCAUUGCAGCAAAAUUUUGGCCAGGUUGCACCGUGUUUUCGUGCAUGUCUACAUACACCAUUUUCAGAAUAUCGUCACGAUUGCUGCUGAGGCUCAUGUGAAUACGUGCUACAAGCAUUUCUACUACUUCGUGACUGAAUUUGAGCUGGUAAGUAGGAAGGAAUUAGAACCUUUGGUGGAAAUGGCCUCAAGAAUAUGCAAAGAUAUGCAAUAAUAAUAAAAAAAAUAUUAAUAAGGCCAGUAACAUAUAGCUAGACUGAUUUUUAAUACUACUAACAACAGAAUCUUCUUUUUGUACCCU